AUGCUACAACAACGACAUCGCAAUACAGAUUGCAGUCACGAUUGUGCUGCAGUAAGUGAACCUCGACACGUGCAAUGCUUUCGUUUCGUGUACAACUGGUGGUGUGGCGUCACAAUGCGGUUGCUUCAUUGGCCCGCAACCGCGAAACGAAACCCCGCUUACAUGUCAUUGCAUCGCGUUCGCUGCAUCGACCUCAACUUGACACCUAAGCAAUCGAUAAAAAACACAACCAUGGGUACCAAACCAAAAUCAUACCAGUACAAUCUAGGAACCUAUCACCGGAAGGUCACGACGGCGAAUGCAGAGGCGCAAGUGUGGUUCGAUAGAGGCCUCAUCUGGAGCUAUGCAUUCCAUCACGAAGAGUCAGCGCGCUGCUUUGAACGUGCAAUUGCUGAAGAUCCAGACUGUGCGAUGGCAUACUGGGGGCUUGCUUUCGCUUUGGGCCCGAACUACAACAAGCCGUGGGAUCUAUUCGACGAAAAGGAGCUGAAAACAACUUUAGAGACGAUCGAACAUGCUCUUACAGAGGCUCAAAGCCAUGCGCCAAAGUCAACGGAGCUUGAGCAGGCACUCAUCAAGGCGAUCCAGCCCCGUGUGCCGAAAGGGCUCGAAGAGCCUGAUUUCAGAGCAUGCAAUGAAGCCUACGCAAAGGCUAUGGAGUCGGUAUAUGAGGAGUUUCCCAAUGACCUCGACGUAACGACUUUGUUUGCCGACUCUGUCAUGAACCUUUCUGCAUGGAACCUUUGGGAUUUGAAGACCGGCGAGCCAACGCCCGGAUCUCGCUCACUGGAGGUCAAAGGAUUCCUCGAGAAGGCACUCAAGCACGACGAUGUAUAUGAGCACCCUGGAAUUCUCCACUUGUAUAUCCACCUGAUGGAGAUGAGCUCGACGCCGGAGGCCGCAAUGGUCGCCGCAGACCAUCUUCGCAACCUCGUGCCUGAUGCGGGCCAUUUAGUCCACAUGCCGAGUCACCUUGACAUCCUCGUGGGGGACUAUCGGCGGGCCAUAGCUUCUAAUGCUGAUGCCUGUCUGGCUGACGAAAAGUACCAUGACGAACACGGCGGAGAUAACUUUUACUCUUUCUAUCGCAUGCACGACUACCACUCGCUGAUCUAUGCUGCGAUGUUCGCUGGCCAGUCAAAAGUUGCUCUGGAAGCGGUGAGCCGGAUGGAACGGUCAUUGCCGGCAUCACUCCUCAGUAUCGAUAGUCCACCCAUGGCAGACUGGCUUGAGAACUUCUCCUCAGUACGUGUUCACGUUCUUGUCCGCUUUGGCCUUUGGCAGGACCUGCUUGCGUUGCCCUUCCCCAAAAACAAAGACCUGUAUUGCGUGACGAUCGCAAUGAUACAUUAUGGAAAAGGUGUAGCACAUGCCGCUACCGGGGAUGUUGAGAAGGCCCUCAAGGAACGUGCCGCUCUCAAAGAGGCAGUGAAACGGAUUCCGUCGUCCCGCAUCUGCGGAGAUUUUCCAAACCGGUCAAAUGUCGUUCUUCAGGUCGGCGAGGCAAUGCUCGAUGGAGAGAUAGCUUACCGGCAAGCCAAAUACGACGUCGCAUUUAGCCAUCUUGAGGAAGCGAUCAAGCGCGACGACGCUCUCACUUAUGCGGAGCCGUGGCCAUGGAUGGCGCCUACGCGGCAUGCAUAUGCUGCUCUCCUGAUGGAACAGGGUAGGGUUGAGGACGCCGCUGCCGCGUACAAGGCGGAUCUAGGGUUUGAUGAUACCUUACCCAGGGCUAGACAGCAUCCGAACAACAUCUGGGCUUUACAUGGAUAUCACGAAUGUCUAGUCAAACUCGAACGGGGCGAGGAAGCGGGAAUAGUGCGUCAGCAACUUCGCUUAGCUCAAGCUGUCGCGGAUGUUACUGUUCACGCAAGCUGCUACUGUCGCAGAGCUGAGAAUGCCUGA
Messenger RNA from Ascochyta rabiei, 1905 nucleotides. RefSeq lists its product as uncharacterized. The record is from RefSeq and is a predicted model, not a curated record. Gene Ontology annotation, cellular component: intracellular anatomical structure. The transcript is spliced from 2 exons. Gene Ontology annotation, molecular function: protein binding. Lineage: Eukaryota; Fungi; Ascomycota; Dothideomycetes; Pleosporales; Didymellaceae. Bases 1 to 1905 code for a protein of 634 amino acids.